AUGAAUCCAAAAGAUAAAAGAGUUAAUUUUGGUUCUAUGGAACCUUUAAUAAGAGAUAUUGGUACAGUUUAUGAAUUUUAUUUUGAUCAAAAUACAUUUAUAGAAUCAGAAAUAAAAACAUUUUUAAAAGAAUUUGAAACAAAGAGAGGAGAUAGAGAUUUAUAUUCACUUUCACAACAAACCAUAAAUGCAAAUAAUACAAUUGUAAAUAUAAAUAGAUCAAUUCAUCAAUCAAGUCAAUUCCUUGAAAAUAUUAAUAAUAAUUUAAAUCAAAUAAAUUCAAAGUUAUCAACUCAAGUUGAAAAUGAAUCAAUUCAUCAAGAACAAAGAAAUAAUGAUAGAUUAAAUAAAUUUGAAUUGGAAUUAGUUGAAAAGAAAUCAAUUGAAGAUUCAUUCAAUCAAAGAAAAUCACAAAUUGAAAAUGAUUUCAAUGAAAAAGCAUCAGUCCUACGUGACAAAUAUCAAAUUGUAUUAUAA
Dictyostelium discoideum AX4 is the source of this 477-nucleotide messenger RNA. RefSeq lists its product as hypothetical. Lineage: Eukaryota; Evosea; Eumycetozoa; Dictyosteliales; Dictyosteliaceae. Bases 1 to 477 code for a protein of 158 amino acids. The transcript has 2 exons. The record is from RefSeq and is a predicted model, not a curated record.